Molecule: messenger RNA, 177 nt
Organism: Bipolaris zeicola 26-R-13
Lineage: Eukaryota; Fungi; Ascomycota; Dothideomycetes; Pleosporales; Pleosporaceae
Exons: 3
Coding region: 1-177 (58 amino acids)
Biological process (GO): translation
Cellular component (GO): ribosome; mitochondrion
Molecular function (GO): structural constituent of ribosome
Source: RefSeq, a predicted model, not a curated record
AUGGCGAAGAAAGCAAAGUCCCGUACCAUCAUGGUGCGCCUCAUAUCAAUGGCAAUGACGGGAUACUACCGAACCAUGCAAAGACCGCGCGCCCACCAGCCACUGAGCAUGCUUAAAUACGAUCCUAUCGUUCGGAAACAAGUUCUUUUCCUCGAAGCUAAACGCGGCAAGAAAUAA